UCCUCUCCUCCAACUCCCACCGGCGGCCAGCUCUGCAGCUCUGCAGCUCUGCAGCUCUGCAGCUCCUGUGAUCCUCUGAGUUUUGCUUUGAUUCACUUCAGAAGUUUUGGAACUGUAUCGGACUCUAACUAUUUUUCUGACAACUAAGGAUUUUUCUUUUUUAAAGAUCUUUUCAGCAUGGAGACCACCACUGGGGAAUAUGUCGAUAACUAUGAGUAUUACGAUGACAAUGAGACUGCCUGUGACUUCUCAGAGUGGGAGCCCUCUUACUCCCUCAUCCCCGUCCUCUACAUGCUCAUCUUCAUCCUGGGCCUGUCAGGUAACGGUGUGGUCAUCUUCACUGUCUGGAGAUCCAAAUCUAAACGUCGGGCUGCAGAUGUGUACAUAGGAAACCUGGCCAUUGCUGACCUGACCUUUGUUAUAACCCUGCCUCUCUGGGCCGUGUACACAGCGCUGGGCUACCAUUGGCCCUUCGGUGUGGCUCUGUGCAAAAUCAGCAGCUAUGUUGUUCUGGUCAACAUGUACGCCAGUGUUUUCUGCCUCACCUGCCUGAGCUUUGACCGCUACCUGGCCAUCGUGCACUCUCUGUCCAGCAGCAGGCUGCGUUCCCGGGGGACAAUGCUUGCGUCCUUGGGGGCUAUUUGGGUCCUGUCCGGCCUGCUGGCUGUGCCCACGCUGCUCUUCCGCACCACUGUGAACGACCAAAACAGCAACAGGACAACAUGCGCCAUGGACUUCAGCCUGGUGACCAUGAACCAGAGGCACGAGUACCUCUGGAUCGCCGGGCUCAGCCUCUCCUCCUCCGCUUUGGGUUUUCUCCUUCCUUUCUUGGCCAUGACCAUCUUCUACUGCUUCAUCGGCUGCACCGUCACACGCCACUUCAACAACCUGCGCAAGGAGGACCAGAAAAAGAAAAGGCUGCUGAAGAUCAUCACCACGCUGGUGGUGGUGUUUGCAUUCUGCUGGACUCCCUUCCACGUGCUGAAGAGCAUGGACGCCCUCUCCUACCUGAACCUGGCUCCGAAUUCCUGCGGCUUCCUGCGCUUCCUGCUGCUGGCUCACCCCUACGCUACCUGCCUGGCCUACGUCAACAGCUGCCUCAACCCGUUCUUGUACGCCUUCUUUGACCUGCGCUUUCGUUCCCAGUGUCUGUGCCUGCUCAACCUGAAGAAGGCUAUGCAUGGCCACAUGAGCUCCAUGUCAUCUACGCUCAGCGCCCAGACUCAGAAGUCAGAGAUUCAGUCUCUGGCCACCAAGGUGUAGAGGGCAAAGGGAAAGGUGGAGCGGGGCUCCAACCACUGGAACACUUGUAAAAAAUACUUUACGUGUCCAUUGUUUAAAGCUGGUAAGCUGAGAUGAUGAACUUUCACCGCUCACAGUCAUGAAAUCCAUAAUAUGUUCCUCCUAUGCUACAGCGAGAGAUGUGGAUGCUCUGUAUGUUGUGUGGACUUGAAGCCGGAGCCAGCUGGCUGCGCUCAUUCGCUUCUCAAGUUCCCAGAGUUGUUGUGUCCUGCGCUGCAAAAGUUCUCAUUUCUAUCAUGAAAACAAGGCAGAAUUAUGAUUUUUUUUUUAAACACACACUGUUGAUUGUAAAUCAAUUUACACAGAAAUCUGUUUACACUGGAUAAAACAUAAAGCUGUACAGUAUUUUCAUACCAUAGCAUUUGUUUUGUUUGUUUCUUGAUGUAUUGCUGUUUUGUUUUAGAAGCACUUGUUAAAAAAGAAGAUGUGUGAGCAGGGAACUCAAACAGAGACGUGUCCUCUUAAAAACAUGUUGUUUGUGAAAGUAGAAGUCUGCAGCAGA
Molecule: messenger RNA, 1804 nt
Organism: Cottoperca gobio
Lineage: Eukaryota; Metazoa; Chordata; Actinopteri; Perciformes; Bovichtidae
Gene: aplnra
Product: apelin receptor a
Exons: 1
Coding region: 178-1263 (361 amino acids)
Biological process (GO): calcium-mediated signaling; immune response; G protein-coupled receptor signaling pathway
Cellular component (GO): external side of plasma membrane; membrane
Molecular function (GO): C-C chemokine binding; C-C chemokine receptor activity
Source: RefSeq, a predicted model, not a curated record